UCAACCAUAGGGAUGCUCGACUGGAGGAACCACAGCCAUUGGAUGCCUGGGGAUGGCGUAGGAUUCUCAGUUGAGUACACGUGCUGCUAUCUUUCUUCUCCUCUUUGCCUCUUUUUAUCUUUGCUUCCAUGCAUGGAUUUCUCCUCCAAAUAUAGUCAAUUUUAGAGAAAGAGAGAGAGAGAGUGAAAGAAAAACUAAAACAUACUUAACAGAGAGAGAGAAAGAAACGCUCAUUCUCUCUUACAAUUUGCGUGUUUUCCUUCUUAUUUGGCUUUGUUCAUCGCCAUCAUUAGCAACAAAGGUAACAACAACAACAACAACAAAGACCCCCACCUCUUCAAAGUUUUGAUCUUUUCUUCAUAUUUCAACUACCCCAGGAAGCCAUAUUGAGAGAGAAAAAAAGCUAGCUAGUAUACUUAAUUCAGCUAGGCCUCUUUCCUUUCAGCUAUCAGAUCUUGUUCUUUCCGCAGAAUUCUGUGAAAUCUGAGAUAAUUUCUUGUCUAGUCAGCAAAAACCGUCAUUUUAAACAUGUGUGCAACUAAAUUUGAGCCAGUACCUUAAUUUUCUGAUCUGGGGUCUUACAAUUUUUGUUUUUAGAGUGCUCUGUUUCAUUGCCGUUUGGCUUUUCUUCUGACUGUAAUGAGAUCAAGAAUUGAAGCAUUGUUUCCAAUUCUUUGACCAGAUUUAAAGUUUCAUUUUUUAUCUCCUUCUGAUCUGUGUUUUCUUUAUUGAAUUGUGAAUUAUCUUUUCAAUGGAAGAAGAUCAAGAAUUCAAGCAUGUUUGCAAGUUUUGUAGCAAGAGCUUCCCCUGUGGCAGAUCCUUGGGUGGUCAUAUGAGGUCUCACAUGACUACCAACAAUAAUUCAGCUGAAACUAAUGACAAGCUCAGCAAGAAAAAGCUUGUUUCUGUGAAUAACGGUGGUUACGGUGCUAACACUGAAACUGGUCUGGAUGCUGGGAUUAAUGGUGGUUAUGUUCUCAGAGGGAACCCCAAGAAGACAUGGAGAGUAGCAGAUUCAAGUGAAGAUACUUUAGUUCAUAACAAGGUUUGCAAAGAGUGUGGCAAAGGUUUCCAAUCUUGGAAAGCAUUGUUUGGUCACAUGAAGUGCCAUUCAGAGAAAGAAAGAGCUUCCAAUAAUAGCUUGGAGGAACAAGAUUCUUGGACUAGUGCUAACCAAAAGCUGGUCAUGGAUAGCCAAUCUGACAAUGAAACUGCUGCUCCUAGUAAAGGGAGGAGAUCGAAAAGAAGAACAAGGUACAUGGGCACUGCAAAUUCUUCUACUUUCUCUUUAACUAACCAUGUUUCCUCUUCCAUGUCUGAGAUUGAGCAAGAACAAGAAGAGGUUGCUCUGAGCUUGAUGAUGCUUUCUAGAGAUGUGGGUCAUUGGGGUGGCUUAAAUUCUGUUGCUGAAUCUUCCGAUAAUAACUCUGUGUUUUUGGAAGCCAAAUUUGAGAUCAAAGCUUCCAGCUAUAAUGGUAACGAAGUUAGGCUGUUGAAAAAACAGAAAGAGAAGGAGUUAGAAUCUGGUACAGUGGAUUCUGAGACUUUCCAAGAUGGAGCGGGACAAGCAGAAUUUUGUGCUUCUGGGCUGUCAAAAACUGGGAUUAGAGUGAAUAAAAGUAGAAAUGAAGUUUCUGUUGAUGAGUCCGUCAAGGAUGAAAGAAACAGCAAGUCCCAAUUAGAUGGUCAGUUUGGCGCAGAAAAUUCUGAAGUUGAAUUAAGCAGGAAUUUAGUGAAACAAACUGGCGUAAAUCGAGCUCAACUAGGUUCCAAUAAGUUGAAUUCAAGCAAGAGGAAGUUACAACACUCUAAUGAUCCUGAACUGAAAUCAGGUUCUGUGAACAAACUGACAACCGAUGUUCUUGACUCUGAAUUCUGUAAGGAUCCUCAUAAGAGAAGCAAGUUUGAGUGCAUUACUUGUAACAAGAUCUUCCACUCUUACCAAGCUCUAGGAGGUCAUAGAGCUAGCCAUAAAAAAAUCAAGGGCUGCUUUGCUUCAAGAAUUGACAGCAGUGAAAAUAGCAUUGAAACUGAACACUCUCCCGACCCAACAGCAGAUUGCAAGCUUGUCAAAUCAAUUGGCAAUGAAUUUCCCAUUGCUCAAUUAGCUGCAGACAGUGAUGAUAAGGCUGAGAUAAGCAAUGGGGUUAAGAAGAGCAAAGGGCAUGAGUGCCCCAUUUGUCUCAAGGUUUUCCCAUCAGGCCAAGCCUUAGGUGGUCACAAGAGAUCUCAUUUAGUCGCCGAGGCAAAAGCAAACCAAACAAUUGUAAUCCAAAAGCCCAUUCCGGAAAUUCGUGACUUUCUUGAUCUUAAUCUGCCUGCUCCUGUUGAAGAAGAAACCACUGCGCAUGUGGGGUUCAAGCCGUGGUGGGUUGGGAGCAGCCACAAGCACGAAGCGUUAGUGGGGUUGAUUUCUAACUGAGGUUCCAAAUCCUUUCAUCGCUAUGGUUUUCCAAUAAAGAUUCAAGAGUGUACACUGUACAGUGCAAACAAAGUUUCUGCAUAUUAUUUCAUUCAUUCUUUACAGAUUCAAGAAUUCACCCAAGGUACUGGCGCUUAUUAAUGGUUAAAGUAGGUAUUCUUCAAUCUUAAAAGUUCCGGUUAACUGUUUUUUUGUUUUUGUUGUUACAAUUCUCUAAUCGUUCUCAUUUUGGUUUCUUGGUCCUGUUGGCCAUUGAAUAAGUCUUUAUUGCUGCAAAAUUUCUAGCUCAUUGAUCUGUUUAUGACUAGAAACUUGGAAACUGUAAUUGAAUAUUUCAAGCUUCUACUUGUCACAUUUGGAAUGUACUUGUCAAUGAAAAGCAACCGUU
Theobroma umbraticum is the source of this 2810-nucleotide messenger RNA. RefSeq lists its product as uncharacterized. The record is from RefSeq and is a predicted model, not a curated record. NCBI's taxonomy places the organism in Eukaryota, Viridiplantae, Streptophyta, Magnoliopsida, Malvales, Malvaceae.